Marasmius oreades (fairy-ring Marasmius) is the source of this 1521-nucleotide messenger RNA. RefSeq lists its product as uncharacterized. The record is from RefSeq and is a predicted model, not a curated record. Gene Ontology annotation, biological process: proteolysis. Bases 1 to 1521 code for a protein of 506 amino acids. NCBI's taxonomy places the organism in Eukaryota, Fungi, Basidiomycota, Agaricomycetes, Agaricales, Marasmiaceae. Gene Ontology annotation, molecular function: serine-type carboxypeptidase activity. Gene Ontology annotation, cellular component: fungal-type vacuole. The transcript has 10 exons.
AUGGUGAAAGCCCGGUUGAUACCAUUCUUCGUCGAUUCACUCUUUGGAUUCCUUAUUCUUGUCUUGGCCUUGGAAGUUGCUCUUGCGAAGACAGGAAAUUCUCCAAAUGAUCAGUUCACGUUCAAAAGCGAAGACCACAUACGUUUACAAUCUAUUCCAUCUGAUGAUUUCACGUCCCUAAUCCAUCCACAAUUCCCCGGACACCGUGUGCGCAUCAAGAAAAGCAAUUUCUGUGAUCCUACCGUCAACGUGUACACAGGGUAUCUCGAUGUCAAUGCUGGAGCUAAACAUCUCUUUUUCUAUUUCUUUGAGAGUAGGAGAGACCCACAAAAUGACGACGUGUUGAUGUGGAUAAAUGGAGGACCUGGGUGUUCGUCUUCCUUGGGGCUGCUCAUGGAACUAGGACCCUGCUCAAUCGACAUGAGAAAGAACGCAUCCACUGGCUCAAACGGUACGACUUGGAAUCCUUACGGCUGGAAUGAAGCUGCGAAUGUUUUCUUCUUGGAUCAACCGGUCGGUGUGGGCUUUUCCUAUGCAGAUUAUGGGGAAAACAUUCAGACGACUGAAGACGCAGCGAAGGAUGUUCAUGCAUUCAUAAGCAUCUUCUUUGAGACGUUCAAGGAGUUCAGUGGAAGAGCUCUUCACCUUUCGGGUGAAUCGUAUGGCGGACGAUAUCUACCGGUAUUUGCCAGCGAAAUUUAUGACCAAAAUCAGAUUGCGGUUAAGGAGGGAAGGGCGGAAAAUGUAAUCAACUUGCAAAGUAUGAUCAUAGGGAAUGGGAAUACUGGCGUGGAAUAUCUUUACCCCGGAAAAUACGAGAUCGAAUGUGGAGUGGCGGCUUUGGAGGUUCCAUUUCAACUCAUCAACAAGUGUGUUAGGAUGAAGAGAGCUCUACCUCGAUGCCAACAUGCGUUAAAGGCAGGCUGUUUUGACCAGUUCGACCUGAUGAAUUGCCGUGCCGCCAUAGACUUCUGCGAUAACGAACUCUCGAAACCUCUACGGGAUAGUGGAAGGAACCCCUACGACGUAUCCAAAAUGUGUGUAGGUUCCGAUCUAUGCUACGCUGAAAACGAAAUGAUUGCGAAGUAUUUGGACCUCCCACAAACUCGGGAGUUGUUGGGCGUUUCCCCUCAUUCUCCUAGCAACUUUUCAGCAUGUUCUGACGCCGUUGGGAACGGUUUUGACGCGCAUAUGGAUAAAUAUGCAAUUCCUACCCAAUAUCACGUCGCGGCAUUGUUAGACAGAGGUGUGAGAGUGUUGAUUUACGCUGGGACGUAUGAUUGGCAAUGCAACUGGGUGUCGAACAAAGCGUGGACGGACGCUUUGGAGUGGGGAGGAGCUGGAACAUAUGUUAAGGAGGAGAUGAGGGUUUGGGCAGUUGAUCCGGACAGGGAAGCCGGAGAGGUGAAAGGCAACGGUUUCGACGCGCAAAACGGUAAGGGAGGACUAGCCUUUGUUACGAUCAAGGGAGCGGGACAUAUGAUGAGUCUCUUUUUUUCUUUUUUUUUUUUGGCAGCGUGA